Physeter macrocephalus (sperm whale) is the source of this 6304-nucleotide messenger RNA. RefSeq names its product zinc finger protein 75A. The record is from RefSeq and is a predicted model, not a curated record. The coding region runs from base 470 to 2434 and encodes 654 amino acids. Lineage: Eukaryota; Metazoa; Chordata; Mammalia; Artiodactyla; Physeteridae. The transcript is spliced from 9 exons. Gene Ontology annotation, biological process: regulation of DNA-templated transcription.
AUAGUGCCUGGCCUGCAAUCCCAAACCCCGGGGCCUCGGGGGCCCGCCCCUGAGUGGCGCGUGGCGGGGAGCUGUCCUCCUUAGAGCGGUGGCCGGGCCGGCGGCGACUUGUGGUUAGAGCCCCGGGAAGACGGAGCGGCCUCCACGAAGCCAAGCCGUCCGAGGUAACCUAGAAGUGGCUUCCGCUUCGGCGCCGGCUCCGGAGCCCCCGAGAGACGCCGGCCGGUGGUGUUUCCGAGCCGGGCGACAGGACUGUCUGGGGCGAGGCCCGCCGUCAGGCUCGUGAGGCCGCUCUCUCCAACGUUUGUGCGGGUGGCGCCCAGGGCCGCCCGGCGGGAGCCCGCUCGGACACUGCCCGCAGGAAGAAGAUCCUUUUAUUGAUUUUGUUCCAGACCAGACUGGGCCUCAGUUGUCAGAGGUAGUGCUGGAGGUGUGUCCAAUACAGGAGCAGAAUUGUUCCUCGAGAAGAAUGAUGACCAUAGAUCUGAAGGUGGCUGAGUACUUGAACCCUCAGAUCAGGACUCUGUGGGAGACCAAGGGACCUGUGACAGGGAGCUCCAGUCACAUUAAGAAAUAUGCCCCCCAAACGGACAGUCUCAGUCCUGAGAGGUCUCACCAGCACUUCCGGAGCUUCCUCUAUCAUGAAGCAGCUGGACCCCGGGAGGCUGUUGACCAGCUUCUGGAAUUAUGCCGUCGGUGGCUGAGGCCAGAGAUUCAUUCAAAAGAGCAGAUCUUGGAACUUGUGGUGCUAGAGCAGUUCCUGUCCAUUCUGCCCAGGGACACCCAAACCUGCAUAAAGAAGCACCAUCUACGGAGCAUUGAGGAGGCUGUGGUCCUGGUAGAACACUUGCAGAGGGAAUCUGGUCAAAUGAGGAAUGGGGUUGCAGACCAUGAGCUGGGAAAGGAGGCAGUGCUCUUGGGAGAAACAGCAGAGGCCCUAGGCUUCAAGCUGAAGCCAGCAGAGGCCCAGCAAGUGGGCAUGUCCCAGGAUGAAGAAUUUUGGAGUAUGCACCAGAAUCUACAAGAGUUGCUGAUCAGGAAUACCCACAAAGAAACUGAGCCCGUACAUGAGAGGGAAAUGAGCCUAGGAUAUUCAGAAACAGAAGCGAGAGAGAUUUCCUGUGGCUCUCCUUCACCCACAGCGGUGUCUGCUCACCGGAUCCUAGCCUUUCCUGAGCAGACAAACACCAAAGACUGGACAGUGGCACCUGAGCUCAUCUUGACUGAGUCCCAGAGCUUAUUGACAUUUGAAGAAGUGGCCAUGUAUUUUUCCCAAGAAGAAUGGGAGUUACUGGAUCCCACUCAGAAGGCCCUCUACAAUGAUGUAAUGCAAGAAAACUAUGAGACUGUCAUCUCUCUAGAACUGAGCCUAGGAUGUUCAAAGACAGAAGGGAGAGAAAUUUCCUCUCACUCUUCCACAGCGGUGCCUGCUCACCAGAUCCUAGCCUUUCCUGAGCAGACAAAUGCCAAAGACUGGACAGUGGCACCUGAGCUCAUCUUGCCUGAGUCCCAGAGCUUGUUGACAUUUGAAGAAGUGGCCAUGUAUUUUUCCAAGGAAGAAUGGGAGUUACUGGAUCCCACUCAGAAGGCCCUCUACAGUGAUGUAAUGCAAGAAAACUAUGAGACUGUCAUCUCUCUAGCAUUAUUUGUGCUCCCCAAACCUAAAGUGAUCUCCUGUCUAGAGCAGGGGGAAGAGCCGUGGGUUCAAAGAUCCCUGGAGUUCAAGGACAAUUCUGGAGAGCUGCCUACAGCAGGGCUAAAGCUCAAAAAUGACACUGAAAAUCUUCAGCCUCUAUGUCUUUCUGACUUAGAAAUACAAGCACCAGUAGAUAUAGCAUCAAAAAAGGCCAGAUUGAAAGUCCCCCAGAAAACAAUGGGCAAAGAAAAUCAUGGUGAUAUGCAUAGGGUGGGGAAAUGGCACCGAGAUUUUCCAGUGAAGAAAAAAAAGAAACUUUCAACGUGGAAACAAGAGCUGCUGAAACUUAUGGACCUUCACAAAAAAGAACGUGCAGGAGAGAAGCCUUUUAAAUGCCAGGAAUGUGGGAAAAGCUUCAGAGUUAGCUCUGACCUUAUUAAGCACCAAAGAAUUCACACUGAAGAGAAACCGUAUAAAUGUCAGCAGUGUGAUAAGAGGUUUAGGUGGAGUUCAGAUCUUAAUAAGCACUUAACAACACACCAAGGAAUAAAACCAUAUAAAUGCUCAUGGUGUGGGAAAAGCUUCAGUCAAAAUACAAAUCUCCACACACACCAAAGAACUCACACUGGAGAGAAGCCCUUUACAUGUCAUGAAUGUGGAAAAAAAUUCAGUCAAAAUUCUCACCUUAUUAAACACCGGAGAACUCACACAGGUGAGCAGCCUUAUACCUGUAGCACAUGCAGGAGAAACUUCAGCAGACGCUCAAGCCUUCUUAGGCACCAGAAACUCCACCAGUAAAGGGAAGCUCGUUCAGUGUCCUCAGUCUGAAGAAAUUCACCAAGUGGAGCUUGACCUUAAAGUUAUGAAAAGUACAAAAUUAUGAAGCAUGAAGAAUUUUUCAUCAGUGGAAUUUUUCAUCAGGAAACUUUGGGAAAUAAACAUGUUUCACAGAAGGAAUCAAGGUUGAGUCUGCAGGGAAUGUGUUAGUAGUUGUACUACUUGCUGUUUUGACUAAAAACUUUCAGGGAAUUCCUUAGCAGGAGAGGUGUUCUAAGAACAUUCAGAGUAAAGAGAAAAGCUGUUUUCGGAUUGUAUUUGGCAAAAUAGCAAAUUCAGCUUCAAAUAGUGGAUGCAGCCAUGAAUUCUUCUGUGGUCACAGAGGUGAAUAUUGUUGGUUUGCAUUGAUUUCCCCAGCCACUCUUCAACAUACAUGUUAGAAACAUUUGUAGCAUGGUCUUCCAAAACAAGCAAUAAUAUGAUGUUUAACUGCAUACCAUUGUCUUCCAGGUUUACCAAUUUCAGUAGUCUCAUGGGCAGAAAUGAAUUCUAAUGUAAAAUUUUUGAAGAACCAAAUUGGAUUUUCUUAACUGUCCCAUCAUCGGGUACUGUUCACAAAUUUGGACAUUGUUUGAGUUCCUUUUUUAACUUUUUAGCAAGUUCAGCUCUUGAAUACUAUUAGUACAGUUUUUACUGUGAUGAAAUUAUAUUUACUUCACCAAUAGGGAAUCUGCCCAGGUGAACUAAUCACUAUUGUAUGCCUGUCUGGUGUUGGAUGGAAAAGGGAGAACACCUCUAAGGAGAUAAUAUGGAAACGGGUUGGAAUCUUUAGCCAUGUAAAGAAUAAUUUUCUCGAGUAAAGGAAACUAGACUGUUUACUUACAUCACAAUAUCAAUAGGAUAGAACAGCCAUGAAAAUGAGCACUUUUCCAAGGUCUAAAUGGAAAUUAAUGGCAAUUCAGGAUCACCUCAGGUUUUUAUCUGUUUGCAUUUUAACUUGGCUUUUGUAUGUCAUUAAGAACAAGGAGAGGGUUAUAUUUGUAUGGGAACUGGAGUGUUUACUGCACCAGGAUCCUAUGGGUCACAGGGCAUGUUAACUCUGGGAAUCCAGUGAGCAGGAGACCAGUUCCCAAAAGCAAAGAUUUGGGAGAGGAUGCUGAGUGGUAGGCAAGGACAGACAAAUACACAUCUAUGUUGGUUGACUUACACUGUAACUGUUAAACAGAAAGGGUCAUCCUUCUGUUUUCUCCAUCAUAUCAUGUAACAGCCUUAGUGUACACAUUUGAUAGAUUGCUGAAAAUCUCUGUGGGCUGUGGAUUUUCUUGUAGCUCCACCUUUUAUCUACAACAGUGAUGCAGGUGUGUUCCUGAUAGAGCAUCUAGGUGUAAUCAGGAAAGGAGUUAAACAAGGAAAUAAGAGAUCCAGAGGCUUGUUAAGACCCCAUAGCUAGUGGGUCUGUUGGCUGUCACUUAGCUGCAUCAGUCAGGCCUGAGGGCAGGAUUAGCAGGACUGAUCUGUAUGUUGUCCCUGCCCAGCCAGCCUGGAUGACAUUGUAUUGUAUCUAUUUCUAUUUCUAGCUUGUAAAACAUUCCUGUUUCUUGAUUGGUUACUGAAACACUCUUAAAUCUCCAGUUUCCAUAUGAAAUAGAGAUAACAGUCAACUCAGGGUUCUUUUGGGGAUUAGAGGGGUUGAUGAAGGAAAAUCACCUAACGGCCUGGGAAAUAGCAGGGUCUCAGUCAGCGUGCAUGUCCUUCCCUUUCCCCUGGUCCCCAGUGGUAUGUUGGGUGGACUGACUACAUUAAAGGAGCAGAUGCAUUUGUGGCUGUUGCAGCUCCUUCCAGGAGCUGAGCACUCGUGGUGGUGGUUUGCUCUGUUGAUUUGGUCCUUGGCUUCAGUGCUUUAUGGUGUAAGUCACCUGAGGUUUUGGUCUGCCGCUGUCAGCAGGAUUUCGUUUUCUUCUCUAAGAUGAACUGUACCAGUAUACCAGUGUGCUUAUUUCUUAAGCUCGGCCAGCUCUGAAGCUCUGGUCUGCAUAGAUCUUACCCAACAGUCUCAGCCUUACACCCCUGGGACUCUGUUUCUUCUCCCAAGAUAUACAUGUGGAUUUCUUGCUGACACUACAUUCAUUCAUUCAAUUUAAUGAAGGCCUAUUAUGUGCCCAGGUAGUCUUUUAAACUAAGGAUAUAGUAGUGGACAAGGAGACAAAAUGCAUAUCCUCAUGGAGCUUGUAUCUUAGUGAACAGUAAGAAGGGAGUGGUUAGACUUUUUUCUCCUUGCAGUUAGACAGCAUCCUGAGAUAGUUUUGAGCAGUGGGUUGUGUGCAGAACUCUCACUUCUCAGCUUAAGCAUUUAUUUUUUGGUGCAGGACUCUCUAGUGCUGUCUUUUCCUGCCUCAGUCAUAUAAGCACAUAGAGAGGGGUCACAAGUCAGAACAGUCUGGAAUGCCGAGCCCCCAACAUUGGGUAGGGGUAUCUGUUCCAGAGAGUCUUCCAGACCUAUAAUGGACUUUGUAGGAAUAAGAAAUAAACUUUUGUUGCGUUAAAUCACUGGGAUGUUGGUGCUGUGUGUUCUGCAGCAUAACCUGGCCUGUCUUGUUGGAAAUGCUAGAACAGAUCCAGCACUUGCUGGAUGACAUAUGUAACCCAGUAGAUGUUGACAGUCUUCUUGAAAUAGGAGAGAUGUGAACCUUAGGAUGAAACUAACACCAUAGAAGGCAGAGCAGAGUGAUAAAUACUCAGGUUUUAGAGACACCACUGAGUGGUAGGAUCAAUAAUCACCUGACACCUAGAAUUGCCCAGGACUUUUUAGUGACAUAAAUCUAUACGUGUCCUCUUAUUGUUUAAACCAGAGUGAUUGGGUUUUCUGUUCAUUGUAACAGAAAUCAUUCUAAUACAUAGAACAAUACCUGAUUUAAGAUAAUAUAUGUAGGAGAGGAACAAUGUUCUUAUAUAUACCUAUUUAAAAGCUUUCAUUAUGGGGCUUCCCUGGUUGCACAGUGGUAAAGAAUCCACCUGCCAACGCAGGGGACACGCGUUCAAGCCCUGGUUGGGGAAGAUCCCACAUGCCGCGGAGCAGCUAAGCCUGAGCGCCACAACUACUGAAGCCAGCGUGCCUAGAGCCCAUGCUCCGCAACAAGAGAAGCUACUGCAAUGACAAGCUUGCGCAUCACAACAAAGAGUAGCCCCCGCUCCCUGCAACUAGAGAAAGCCUGCGAGCAGCAGUGCAGCCAAAUAUUAAUGAAUUAAUUAAUUUUUUAAAAACUCAUUACAGAAAUUAUCAACAUAUUUAAAAUGGAGAAAGUAGUGUGACAAGUCCCUAUAUAGGCUUUAACAAUUUUGCCAACUUUUGUCGUUUAUCCCCUCCAGUUUUUUUUUUCUGCAUCUAUUGAGAUGAUCAUAUGGUUUUUAUUCAUCCAUUUGAUAAUUUGGUGUGUCAUAUUGAUUGAUUUGCAUAUAUUGAACAAUUCUUGCAUCCCUGGGAUAAAUCUCACUUGAUCAUGGUGUAUGAUCCUUUCAGUGUGUUGUUGGAUUCUUUUUGCUAGUAUUUUGUUGGGGAUUUUUGCAUCUAUAUUCAUCAGUGAUAUUGGUCUGUAAUUUUCUUUUUUUGUAGUAUUUUUGUCUGGUUUUGGUAUCAGGGUGAUGGUGGCCUCAUAGAAUGAGUUUGGGAGUGUUCCUCUGCAGUGUUUUGGAAGAGUUUGAGAAGGAUGGGUGUUAGCUCUUCUUUAAAUGUUUGAUAGAAUUCACCUGUGACGCCAUCUGGUCCUGGACGUUUGUUUGUUGGAAGAUUUUUAAUCGCAGUUUCAAUUUCAUUACUUGUGAUUGGUCUGUUCAUAUUUUCUAUUUCUUCCUGGUUCAGUCUUGGAAGGUUAUACCUUUCUAAGAAUUUGUCCA